GCUGCAAAUAUACAUUUGUUACGCUUUGCUUCAUGGGAAUCCCGACAAAUGGAAUCAUCAUUUUUAAGGAAGGCUCCUCCAGUAUAGGUACUAGUGUAAUAAGCUAAUAAGUGAACACAUUCAAAAUGCUAAAAACCUUCCUGGUGUUCGCUGUAACCUUAACCAUGCUAUCAGUAGUCUCUGCCCAGUUCGGAAUCGGUAUCGGAGUCCCAGGCGGUUAUGGCGGAUACGGCCCAGGCGGUUACGGCUGGGGAGGACGUGGUUACGGCCAAGGGGGCUACGGUAACCAAUAUGGCUGGAACCGUUAUGGAGGUGGCUACGGCGGUGGGUUCGGGGGAUUGGGUGGAUUCGGUGGGCUCGGUGGAUAUGGACGCUACUAAUACUACGAGUAAUUUCGUAUUUUUUCUGGACGUUCAUGGUUUUAAAAUAAAGCGGCAUUUAUACUGGAUUUAUAACUAUAAGUAUUAAAUUAAUUAAAGAUGAUUACAUUAGAUUGCUAUGUUAAUUUAAUGAAAUUAAAUAAAUAACAUCACAAAA
Leguminivora glycinivorella is the source of this 537-nucleotide messenger RNA. Its product is annotated as glycine-rich protein 3-like. Lineage: Eukaryota; Metazoa; Arthropoda; Insecta; Lepidoptera; Tortricidae. The transcript is spliced from 3 exons. The record is from RefSeq and is a predicted model, not a curated record. The coding region runs from base 126 to 380 and encodes 84 amino acids.